UAUACAUACUUUUGGCUUGGAGAAGAAGACAUCCCAAGUUUGGAAUUCAUGAUAUGCUGUGCAACGGUUUUUAACUUAUUGCUACACGUAACAGAAUGCAAAACGAUAACGAACCAAAUCCAAAAAUGGAGCGCCAACAACGUGAACCAAAGCACCAUAAAUCUGUUGAUUUGCUACUGCUGUUGAGCAAAUUCGGGAACGAGAAGAAGCAGAUUGCACCCUCUCUGAAAUGGAGAAACCAACGAGCAGCUCCGUGAAUGUGCCCACUGCCGGCACGGCGUCGAUGCUGGUGGAGACGGUGGCUGAUUUGAUGUCUAUGUAUAUGCAGACUGGUCACCUAAAUAAUCUCUCAGUUUUCAGCGACCUCUGCUUCUCUCUAGCCAAAGGCAUUGAUCAUGCAGUUGCUAACAACGAGGUCCCCUUAAGAUCACAUGAGCUACCGUCACUGUUGAAACAGGUGUACAAGUAUAGGAGUGACUUUUCCAUUCAAGAGGCUUCUAUGGUGCUACUGAUGUACAUCAAGAGUGCGUGCAAGGUUGGAUGGUUUCGGAAUGAAGAUGCUAGUGAUCUGCUUAAACUUACCGAGGAGGUUAGCAGAUACUUCUCUAGUGCUGAAGAUGUUGACGUUGAACCCCGCUGUGUCCAGCCUUUUGUUUCAAGAGUAUUACCAAGAUUCUGUCCAAAGCUGAGGAUGGACAGGAUAAUAGCCGCUUUUCAAAUCAAGGCAGGUUACUUUAUCUACUGCAGUUGCUGCAAGCUGAAAAUAUAGAGGUCUUAUCGGUUAUUUGUGUGUAGCCUGGAUUUGGAGCCUUUCAUGCUGGUUUUCAUAUUAUAAGGGGAAUGUUCUCUCCAGGGAAGGAAGAUAUAGUAAGUACCUUUUUUAUAUUCCUUAGAGGUGUAAAAGCGAGAUGGAUCAUUGAAAGCACAUUAUGUUUAUUUCACAUAUGUUGCAUGUUGCUUAUACUCUAGUUGAACAAGAAUUGAGUGUUCUAUUAUUAAUAUCUUUUCUUUUGUGAAACGUUUGUGGUUCUCUCGUAUAAAUGUUUGCAUUCUACAUUUCAGUAGACACCUGCUUCCUGUGUCCAAAUGAACCUUUGCAUUGUUUCACAUUUUUUGGCUUCACUAUUGGGGAAUUCCAGAUAAUUUAUAGCUAGAGAACUGUUGCCAAUUCUUUUGAACUGUUCUAAUUGAAUAAUGCAAGU
This is a messenger RNA of Solanum pennellii, 1202 nucleotides long. RefSeq names its product E4 SUMO-protein ligase PIAL2-like. The transcript is spliced from 6 exons. Lineage: Eukaryota; Viridiplantae; Streptophyta; Magnoliopsida; Solanales; Solanaceae. The record is from RefSeq and is a predicted model, not a curated record. The coding region runs from base 230 to 769 and encodes 179 amino acids.